GGAAGUUCCAAGUUCAGAUGUAAAACAAAAUGGCCUCCUCCAUAGUUAGAACUUGUAUGAAUAUUCGAGCAAAUGUAGUUGGAGUUAGAGGAGCAGCUUUAAUUUUAAAUUAUGGUUUGUUUACCCUGCUUAUAUUAUCAACAAUUGAUGAUUAAAGUGUUUUAUAGAAUGCAUUUUUUAAUGUUGAUUUUUUUAAACCCGGUGUCUAUUUAGCAUGGAGGUUCCCCAGGCCCAGGUCAACUAUCGCUGAUUCACUAUCAGUAUCAAACUAUGAAAUGAAUGUAUUAGCCAUAUCAGCUAUUAGUUCCGUUUCUCAAAAUAUUUCAAAAUUUAGCUCUGUAUUUUAAUUUAUUUGAUACAUGUUUUCUUCCUCAUAUUUUAAUGAUUGUCUUGGGAGGGUUUCUGGGAGAUGCUCUUCCCUAGAAAUUAUUUUAGUCAAUAUGAUUAUGCAAAGAGUUGGUGCCAUGAAGUCCUUUCAUGUUUUUUAACUUAUUAAUAUUAAUAGGUUUAGAACUUUAGGGGUUAGGUUUAGGUUAGAUCUAGGUAGAUACUUCGAUGAAACAAGGGAGAUUACUAUUUUUUGCAUAUCGGCGCCGAAAAAUUAAAUCAGAGUUUUAAAUUUUCUCAUGUGUGUCUAUUUAUUAUUAAAUGACUACUUUCGACAUGUAUUUGAGUUUUGUUCCUGGCCUUUUAUUUUGGUAGACAUCUUGGCCUACAUUUCCAUCCAGCUAUUUUGCUUUUUCAAUCGACCUUUAUUUUGAAAAUCUUUGGUAUACAUAAGGCAUCUUGGCACACAAAAUUUUUUGUGAAAUAAAAAGAAAAGGUCUUUCAUAUUAAAUCGUGAAAAGCAUUAGAUAUUGAAGUAUACAUGUGCCAAUUCUCAUUGAUGUAGGUCGUUUCCGACGUUCGUUACGCUUGUCCCCAUGACCCACAUCACCAUAAGGUCGCUCUUCCUAAUUUCGACAACCCCCUUUUUAAUGGCGGAAGUUGCCGAUACUUAGGAAAUAUUUAAUUAUUACCACUAUUUACAUCAAAAUAUUUGAUAAUUUGUGUUAGAAUGCAUUUUGAAGACAUUUAACCUGGAAUGUUUUAAUUUCAGCUUUAAAAACCCUGUAGAGUCCAUAUUAUAAAUGAUCAGAAUUUUCCGUUCGCAACAUGUUCUCAUUGGCAACCAUUCACAGCCACUUGCGUAAUGGCUAUAUCGUAGUACUAUCUCAGAAUUUCAUUCAUAAGAGUUUGCCCUUGCUUUAUAGAAGUACCUACUUAGUUAUAGAUGUGUUUAGCCUAAUAAGGGUGACCUUUCUCUGUUCGUGGCAACCAAUAUGGUGGAUUGUCUGAAUUUACCAUUAUUUUGUUUGUUAUUUUUGUAUUGAAAUUGGGGUGAGGAUUUUGGGGAGGGGUCACUCCUCCCAAUAAUGUCCCAUUAAAUUGUGACAUUAUAAUGCUAUAAAUUAUAAUAAAUGAUUUGCAAAAUCGUCAGAGUAAAGAUGUCUGUACAAGUGUAAGUGUCCUAACCAUGAUAAAUAAUUGACAUAAAUGGGACCUGUGAUUUAUAACAACAAAUCUUUACUUUGAUUGUAUAGACUAACUGAUAAAUUACUCUUAAGGAGGUGGAAACCACUAACAAUGAUUUCAAUCUUAGUAUUGCAGCAUAAAUUUAUUUAUUUUCAGUGCCCCGAAGAAAUCACAAUCGAUAUGAAAUGAAGUACCGCCGUGAAAUGUACAUCAGACGUUUGGAAGUUGGACCAGAAAAAGAACGACGCAGAUCUGAGUGGAUAAACUGGUAAAAUGUUAUAUCUCAUGAGAUCAAGUAAUUGAAAAUUAACUAUUGAGAUAUUUCAAAUAAUUGUUAUUAAAAAGAUUUUGUUGUUAGGUUUCAUCAGGUCUUAUUUUUAUGAAAUCUUAAACAUUUUCAUCUCUUUUCCAUGUUUCUUUAGGAAUUAUGAUUGUGAAAUAUUUGCAUUUGGUAAACGGCUGAGUGAAGACUUGAGUGAAUCAGUUCUGAGACAGGCAUUUGUACAAAGGUAGACAUGUAUUACUUGAAAUAAUUAACACUAAAAGAUAUUGAUUUGAAAAAAAACUAAAAAAACUAAUGAAUGGCUUUGGUCAUUCUUAUCUUUUGACUUUGAAGAAAAUGUAAUGGGCAGAUUAAAUUUGAGAAGUUACAUAGAAUUUGGUGUUUUCAGGUGUAGUUAAAAUGUUUUUUUACUAAGAAAUGUACUUGAAUGGUUAUAUAUUUCUUGAGUCAAUUCCACAUCUAAAUAUUGCAUUGUCAGGAAAAAAUUUAUUUUCAAAAUGAUCAUUAUAGAGCAUUGGAUAGGUUUUGUUCAUGAGCGCUUGGGAAUGUAAAAUACAGUUAAAGUCUAAAUCACAUCUUUCUGUUUUUAAUAGUUAAGACAUUAAACUGCCCAAAUGUUUACUUUUCAUUUAUUUUUCUCAUAGUUCUUAUAUUGAGAGGGAAAAACAAAAGCGAAAAGAACUAGGCAUUGAUACAGAUGUGAUGUCCUUUCAACUACAAGACAAUGGAGAACUUGCAGAAAAAGGUUAACUUUGAAAUGUUGCUGGUUGUCUUUUAAACUUUUCACACAAGCAUUGACAAAAAUUGCACAUUCAAAAGAGAUAUCAAUUCGAUUUUAGCCCAAUUAUGCAGAAAUUGCAUCAUUAAUUAUUUUUCUUUUCACAGGUUCUGAACUGCUGAGCAGUUAUAUUAAGGUCUAUCUAAGGAACAUGUAUCCAUACAUGUUUGAGGAAGGCGUUAGGUAAAUAUUGAAGCUCAUUGUAAUACAUUAUAUUUCUUAUAUAUAUGAGGCAAACAUACCUUAUAUCUUUUUUUUUUCUUAUACAUAAACCAAAUAUAUCAUUAAACCAAAAUUUUGAAGAAAUAUAAUUUUACACAUACAAAAUAUGGUGUGUAAUGUAAGUUCAAAUUUUGAUAAGAUUUUGUUUAAAUAACUUAUUCAAUUUCUGUAUCCCCAAAAUUUUUCCAUUGCCAGGUUGCACGUUAAUUUGUUUCUGGCAUAAUUUUGAAAACAUUGUUUUAUUAUUAUGUCAAAUCUAACUUCAAAAAUAUUGUGUUAUAUUAAUGUUUGAAACUCUUUUGUAGCACUUGGUAUCCAUUUUUUUCUUUCUUUAAUUCCUCAAUGUCAAACAGUCAAAAUUGGAUCUACCAACUGAAAACUUAACAAUUUCUUCAAUAUACACCCUUUGCUAAAGCAGUGCACAAGAUACUUUCAGCUAGCGCAUUUUCUUUUUGACUUGAGAACAAUUCUAGGGGGUCCGUAUUCCCACAGCAUGCAACCAUCUUGAAAUACUUAAAAACAUAACUUACUUUGAAGCACGGCAAACGCUUCCGCUCCCUCUGAUAAGAUUCCUGACAUAUGAUAAAUUUUAUGGCAUGGUUGAUUUCAGGAUGAGGAGUAGAUUAAAUAUCUUUUUAUUUUUUUUAUUUUAUUUAUUUAAAACUUAUACAAAAUUGUUAUGUUCACAUUUGUAAAUGUAAAGUUUAUAGAUCACAGCAUAUAACUUUUCUGUAAUUGGGAUGAAUAAAGAUUACUCCUUUUACAUUUUUCAGUUCCAUCCAUGACUACUUGGUUUCAGAGCAGAUGCUUUCCUAUAUUGCUAAACACAUAGGCUGUGAAGAUCUCGUUCUUAGUGAGGUUGGUUUCUUGUUCCCUAGUCCUGUCAUGAUAAAUUCGGACCGUUUGUUAAAGCAGUCAAUAAAUUACUAGUACACCAGAUCAAGCAUAUAUGCCAUAUGAUGUGAAAUGAGCUCUAGGCAAUGUUGUUUGUCAUUAACAGGACUUCCCAGUCAAGUCAUCAACACUGAGUCAAACCUUCAAAGCUGUUGUUGGAGCUGUCCUCAAAGACAAGGUAACUGGUUCCUGUGGUGAUCUAGUGUGUUCAGGUGUUUAACUCAACACUAAACAAGUGUGAUCAGUAAGAAGGUUCAAAGCUCCAUUCAAUUAAGGUUAUAAACUCCAGAUGCUAGUGAUAGAUGGAGAUGUUUUUAAGAAGCAAAAAAAUGUAUUGUGCUGAUGAUUUGAUUGUGUGUACGCAUAGCAAGUUAUAUUGUGUGCUGAUUUGAUUGUGUGUACACAUAGCAACUGAUAUGUGUUGAUGAUUUGAUUGUGUGUACACAUAUAUGAUACCAUGUGCUGAUGAAUAGAUUGUGUGUACAUAUAGAAAAAGAUAUCAUGUGCUAAACAAGUUUCCCCUAUGAUGUUUAAAGGGAACAAGAUGUAGGCCAAAUCCCUAAGUGAGAUUUUAAUUAUAAGCUGCUCGCAAAUCUCAAGAGUCGGUUAUACAUAAUAUGUUAAGUGACUAUUUUCAACACAUAGAUAAUAAUAAAAAAAAUCUAUGUCAUCCCUCAGUAUCAUUUCUAUCAAUUUGUUUAGUCUAGACUACCAAAAUCUUAACUGCUUUCCUUCCUAGGGACAAGAGCGAGCUGAAUGCUUUGUCAGAGAUUUUGUUCUGCCCCAACUGAUCAGCAAAGACAUCAACGAGUUGUGGGAGUUAAUCAACCCGAUGGGUCUUUUAUCAGCUGUGUUGGCAUUAAUUGGCAAAGGGCCACCAGAGCCAAGGUAUGUGCUAGAAUUUAAAAAAAAAAUUUUAACUUCUCAUUUUUGAAUUAAGCCCAAGGGCACAUUUUAAAAAUAUUUUUUUCAAGCUGUGUAGGUUAGUUUCUUAUCUAAAAUUUGGUCAUCAGUUUUUUUGGGGUUUUUUUUUAAAGACUUUCUUUCUUCUCACAAAUCCAUUGAGUAUUGAUUGUAGCAUCAAACUUUUUCAUCACACGGGACCCUCUCGCCAUGUUUGAUUGCGCCUGGCUCGUGCUGACCUGUAAGCAGAGCCGUUCUUAGGAGUUUGGGGGUCCGGGGGUGGAGCUCCCUUGAGCUGAAGAGAAAACGUCACCCACCACUGUGACUCCUCCAUUCUGCCUUCAUCAAUGUUUCCUCUUUCCCAUUCCCACGGCCAAGCCCCCGAUUUCCUGUCUGCCACCCCCAAAGCUCCCCCCUUGCUGCUUCCCUUCCCCUGCCUCCGAAUUCAACUCAGAAUGAUAAAUUUCAGGAUGAGGAAGGUAAUGUGAGUGACACAGACGGCUGCAGUGCCAGUUUAAAAAAAAAAAACGGGAGACCGAGGGCGCCUCACAUUCGGGGCCCUACGCCGAUGCGUAGUCAGCGUAUGCCUAAGAACGGGCCUGCUGUAAGGUCGCAUCUGAGUUGCGACAGAGUGAGAGCUAGCUGGGUUGUGGGAGGGUGGGUAGUGAGUGAAUGGGAAAUGAGAAGAGUUGUUUUUGUCUUUUUUCAAACUACCUCACCACCUUCACUUCCAAAAACCAUUGGUCCAAGGAAAUUAAGAUGAUUCUCUACUUUUUGGUGUGUUUAAACUCAUCUUUAAAAAGAAGGUAUAUGUUUUUAUAUUAUUUUACUUACAGGUUGUUGUGGAAAUCAGCUACUAACACAAUUAUGUCCCUUUACUGGGUAGGCAUCUACAGUGACAAACAACUCAUAGGAAAGUGUAAGUCUUUGCUUAAAAUCUUUUUGUGCGGUACAGUUUUUAUAAUUCGCUUAACUCUUUAACUUGGACAGCGGCGAAAGUUUUGCGAUGAGAUUUGUUUUAAUUACAAAAUAAAUUCUAAACUUUUUUCCAACUGCAGACUCGAAGCUACAAGAAUAUUCAUAUUCUUGACCACUUAAUAAAUGUAAAUAAAAAAUAAUUAAUAUUUGACACAGAUUGGGGGCAAGUCUUCCUAAAGUUAAGUUUUGAAAACUUUCAUUAUUGUGAUUCAGUGAUAUCCAUGACCCUGAAACACAAAUGUAAGAUUUAUAUUUCCCAUCAUUUGUUUAAGUACCAAUUUAUGAAAUUACAUUUUCAGCCCCAGGGGAAACAGUGACCAUUGCAGAAGAAAUGGCAGCCAGGGAGGCACUGAAGAAGUUGAUGAAGACUGAUGACAGCAGAUCCCCUUUAAUACUAGGGAGAAUGGCAGAUAAUUUAAAGCUGGACUAUAAGAGAGUCAACGUCAGCGCAGAGGAAGUCACAAGGAAACAUUUCAGCAAUGAAGACCGACAUAACAACACUGCCACCUCUUAACAGCUACCCUUGGUUUGAUGGAACGUUGGAUGAUCUAGUGUCAACUGUACAAAUGUAUGACUGAUGAUGUGAUAGCAGAUAAUACCUUUUUUUUAUUAUGUAUUAAUGAAUUAAAAUUAAUUAUUGUAACUGUUA
Messenger RNA from Lymnaea stagnalis (great pond snail), 6222 nucleotides. The record is from the annotation of a GenBank genome assembly. Lineage: Eukaryota; Metazoa; Mollusca; Gastropoda; Lymnaeidae.